Molecule: messenger RNA, 2070 nt
Organism: Erigeron canadensis
Lineage: Eukaryota; Viridiplantae; Streptophyta; Magnoliopsida; Asterales; Asteraceae
Product: signal recognition particle 54 kDa protein, chloroplastic
Exons: 15
Coding region: 167-1825 (552 amino acids)
Biological process (GO): SRP-dependent cotranslational protein targeting to membrane
Cellular component (GO): signal recognition particle
Molecular function (GO): GTPase activity; 7S RNA binding; GTP binding
Source: RefSeq, a predicted model, not a curated record
CUUUUCUCUUCUUUUGUUCCUGUCUCUAAACAAAAACUGAAUUUGUAUAAAUAUAUACAACAUAUAAAUGUAUAGAUAGAGAUAAAGAAAGAAAGAAAGAUUUGGUAUCUGUCUGUCUGUGUGUUUGUACAUCAUAUGUUCUGAAAUCCAAACCAAAUCUAAUAAAAUGGAGGCCUUAAAUUUCGCUACUACUUAUCCUGCUUCCCGCCAUUUCUUGCCAAGAAAAACAAAGACAUGUUUCGCUCACGCGCUCUCAUUUCGCUCUUCUACUUCAUCCUCGAGGGAAUUAUGGGGGAUAGUGAAUUCACAAAGGCUAAUUACAGUCGGAAAAAGGAACGAAAGCGCGAUAAUCAGGGCCGAAAUGUUUGGGCAGCUCACUAGUGGCCUUGAAUCCGCCUGGAACAAACUCAAGGGAGAAGAGGUGCUAACGAAGGAGAAUAUUGUCGAACCCAUGAGGGACAUUAGGAGAGCACUUCUAGAAGCAGAUGUUAGCCUUCCCGUUGUAAGAAGAUUUAUUCAAGCUGUAAGCGAACAAGCCGUUGGUGUUGGCGUUAUUCGUGGAGUCAGACCAGAUCAGCAAUUGGUCAAAAUUGUAAGUGAUGAGCUCGUGAAGUUGAUGGGUGGAGAGGUUUCUGAAUUGACAUUUGCAAAGUCUAGCCCCACGGUGAUCUUACUGGCUGGUCUGCAAGGGGUCGGGAAGACAACUGUCAGCGCAAAGUUAGCUUAUUACCUCAAGAAACAGGGAAAGAGUUGCAUGCUGAUUGCUGGAGAUGUAUAUAGACCAGCUGCUAUCGAUCAACUGGUUAUUUUGGGAAAACAGGUGGAUGUUCCUGUGUAUACAGCAGGAACUGAUGUGAAACCAGCAGAAAUAGCUAGGCAAGGCCUUCGAGAAGCUAAAAAGAAGAAUGUAGAUGUAGUUAUUAUGGAUACAGCAGGAAGACUUCAGAUCGACAAAACUAUGAUGGAAGAAUUGAAAGACGUAAAACGGACAUUGAAUCCAACUGAAGUUUUGCUUGUUGUGGAUGCAAUGACUGGUCAAGAAGCUGCAGCUUUGGUGACAACCUUUAAUCUUGAAAUUGGAAUUACUGGAGCCAUUUUAACUAAGCUAGAUGGAGAUUCAAGAGGUGGAGCAGCUCUGAGUGUUAAAGAGGUAUCAGGAAAGCCAAUCAAGCUUGUAGGACGUGGAGAGCGAAUGGAAGACCUUGAACCCUUCUAUCCAGAUCGUAUGGCAGGACGAAUCUUGGGCAUGGGGGAUGUUCUCUCAUUUGUGGAGAAGGCACAAGAAGUUAUGAAACAAGAAGAUGCUGAAGAUUUGCAGAAGAAGAUCAUGAGUGCAAAGUUUGACUUCAAUGACUUCUUGAAGCAAACUCGUGCCGUUGCACAAAUGGGUUCCAUGUCUCGUGUUCUUGGAAUGAUUCCUGGAAUGGGAAAGAUUACUCCUGCACAAAUUCGAGAGGCUGAAAAGAGCUUACAAAUAAUGGAAGCAAUGAUUGAAGUAAUGACUCCAGAGGAAAGGGAGAAGCCUGAAUUGCUUGCCGAAUCCCCUGCCAGGAGAAAGCGAAUUGCUAAAGAAUCUGGAAAAACUGAGCAACAGGUGAGCCAACUUGUUGCUCAGCUUUUCCAAAUGCGUGUUCGGAUGAAAAAUUUAAUGGGUGUAAUGGAAGGUGGAUCUGUUCCUGCACUCAGCAACCUCGAAGAGGCAAUGAAAUCCGAACAGAAGGCUCCUCCAGGUACUGCAAGGAGGAAGAGAAGAUCAGUAUCGAGGAAACAAUUUGCAGGCUCAUCAGGAGAGCCUGGCCCUCGUGGUUUUGGUGGUGGGAACUGAAAGUAUUGAAGACUUGUAGUUGGUGCUAAAUCAACAAAUGGUAUCCUCAUGGUACAGGGCGAUUUACGUGUAGAAUAAUCUUGCGGAUUAGAUAGAUGAUUGUAGCCUUGAAAUGAGAAAGGUGUAAAGUAGCUUAACGAUCAAAAGUUCGUGCAUAGUUACGUAAAACUGAUCGAUACAGCUUUGGAGAACCAGAAAUUUUUUUAUUAUAUUAUAACUCUACAAAGUGAAGAAUUUGUGUUUAA